AUGAUCGCUCGAGGUGUUCGAAAUGUUAUUUAUAAUUAUACUGAUGCUCAACGCAAAGUUCGAUCGGCAACAUCGAAUGAUGCAUGGGGUCCAUCACCAGCACUUAUGCAUGAAAUAGCUGAUUUAACUGAUAAUGUUGUUGCCUUUUCUGAAAUCAUGCCAAUUAUAUGGAAACGUUUAAAUGAUCAUGGUAAAAAUUGGCGUCAUGUUUAUAAAUCUCUUGUUUUACUUGAUCAUUUAAUAAAAUUUGGCAAUGAACGUGUUAGUCAACAAUGUAAAGAAAAUAUAUUUGCUAUACAAACAUUAAAAGAUUUUCAAUAUGUCGAAGAUCAAAAAGAUCAAGGUUUUAAUGUACGUGAAAAAGCUAAGCAAUUAGUUGCUUUACUUAAAGAUGAUGAACGUUUACGUAAUGAACGUCGAAAAGCACAAGAAGCUCGUGAACGUUAUGCACGUCAAGCUAUGGGCUUGGAUUCAAGUGGUGCUAUUACAUAUGGCCGCCCAUCAACUUCAACAUCAAUGCGACGUAAUAGUGCUGAAGGUGGGGAUUAUUUUAGUGCAACACCAUAUCAAUCAAAUCAAUAUCCAACAAGUUCAACUGCACAUCGUUCAUCAUCACUUAGUGAAAAUCUUUAUGCAGCUUCAACUCAAGAUUUUGUUCAACCAACUAAUCAAGAAGAAGAACAAUUACAAAUGCAAAUUGCAUUAGCUGAAUCACAACGUGAAGCUGAAGAUGAAGAACGUCGUCGUCGUAAUGAUGAUUUAAAACUUAAAAUUGCAUUAGAACGAUCAGUCAAUGAAUCAUCACCAGAUGCAUUUAAUUCUCAAAAAUUUGAUUUUUAUCCACAACUUAAUCCUGUGGAUCCAUAUCAACAACCUCAUCCUUUGGAUCCAUAUCAACAACCUCAUUCUGUUGAUCCAUAUCAACAACCUCAUCCUCUUGAUCCAUAUCCAAAACCUCAUCCUCUUGAUCCAUCUCCAUUUGACACAAAUUAUCAACAUAAUGAUCCAUAUUUACCAUCAUCAACAACAUCUAAUAUCGGUUGGAAUCUACCAAAUGCUCGUCCAUCAACUCAUCUUGGUUUUACAACUGUUACAAAUGAUCCAUGGUCAUCAGAACCAAGUGGUCGUAAUUCUGCAAUAGCAACAACAGGAACAAAUGAUCCAUGGCAAGUAACAACACAUUCAUCGACUACGCAAGCUAAUCCAUGGACUGAAACGAAGCCUACAACAACUAACAAUGGUACGGGUCUUUCUCUUAAUAUUGGUGAUCCUUGGGGUGUUGGUUCAAAUAAUUCUCAAACAACAAAAACAACUUUACCUCCAACAGCAACUACUUCUAAAGCAAUUGAUAAUGAAUUAAGUGAAUUUUUUGGAGCUAGUGCAAAUAUCUCAACAUCUAAUAAUUAUCAACAACAGACAUCAUCAAAUCCAUGGAAUAUGCCAUCAUCAAAUUUGCCAUUAAUACCUAAUAAUUCAAGUUCAAUUUCACCACAGAAUACUGGCUUUAAUGUUGGUGGUAAUAUACUUUAUCCAACAAUUGCUAGUGGAAAUAAUUCCAAUAAUCCAAGUCCACUUCCAUCAGGAUUAUCAACAUCUCGUAAAACACCUGAAAGUUUUCUUGGUGAAAACUUUGGUAAUUUAGUUAAUCUCGAUAAAUUGGUUACAGAUAAAAAAACUACCAAUCCAUUUGGAACAACUGCUACACGUGCUCAAAAUCCAUUUACUAAUAUAAUGAAACCACCAACACUUGAUCAAUUAAGUUCAACAAAUAAUCCUGGUUUUACUAGUGGUUCACCAUUACCACCACCACUCAUUCCUUCGUCAUUUAAUACAAAUACUGCAACGCUCAACACAAAUAAUCCAUUUAUGUGA
This is a messenger RNA of Rotaria sordida, 1872 nucleotides long. Lineage: Eukaryota; Metazoa; Rotifera; Eurotatoria; Philodinida; Philodinidae. The record is from the annotation of a GenBank genome assembly.